Molecule: messenger RNA, 2233 nt
Organism: Anolis sagrei ordinatus
Lineage: Eukaryota; Metazoa; Chordata; Lepidosauria; Squamata; Anolidae
Product: zona pellucida-binding protein 2-like
Biological process (GO): binding of sperm to zona pellucida; acrosome assembly
Cellular component (GO): extracellular region; acrosomal vesicle; zona pellucida receptor complex
Source: RefSeq, a predicted model, not a curated record
GCGAACCCUGGGAAGGGAGGGAGUUCCAGGGCGGUGACGUCACGAAGGAGCUGCAGGAGGCGCCUAGCAACCAAGGGGUGGAACUUGGCCCAGGGUGCCUCUCGUUGCCAUGGCGACAGAAACGGGACGCCUUCCGGCGCUCUGGAGCCGCCCAGCGGGGCCUUGAACCCGGCUUCAUGUCUUGUCCCGUAGUCCGAGUCGUUGUGUGGACCCUGGUCCUGUGGUUAUACAAGGGGGCCAGCUAUGGACUGGUUCCCCAUGAAUUAUUCAACAAUGAAACAUUUUCAGAAUCGGAUGACAAUGAAGACAGAAAAACUACUGGAGAAAGGGGACCCAUCUUUGUCCACAUUGGAACCAAGGAAAUCACUAUACCUUGCAAGCCUGCAAAGUCUGGUGUGGUGUUUGGUUUGAAUCCAACCUACAAUUGGACCAAGGAAAAUGGAGGAGUCCAUUAUCUUUCUGAUGAUGCUACCCUGACUAUACAUGCAUUUACUCCUGAGGACAGUGGACGCUACACCUGUACGAUAUCCUUCAUGAAAGAUGGUGAACUCCAAACCAAGGUUUUCUUUCACACAGUGGCAGGCUAUCACAUACGUGGAGAGCUUCAGGUCCUCUUGGUUUAUGAGACCAACUCCUGUGAUGACGAAUUGACUGGUAAAUUUAUGAAGACUCUACAUGAACGUCUGGAUAAAGUGGUGGCUGACUUCAAAGCUAAUAUCCUUAUCGGGGACAUCACUUGCUUCCCAACUUUGGAUAGACCCACAGAUAAAUUCAACCUCCAGGUAGAGACAAAAGUGUCUCCCUUCAAGGAGGGCUGGGACGAGUCCUGUGACCCAAAGGAGGAGGACCUGGCAAUAGAUUGUUACCAUGCCGCUAUCCAUACCAAUCUGCAGAAGGCCAAGGAUGCCCUCACUGAGUUCCUGAAUCACAACAAAUACUUCCCUGUGGGAGACUCACUUGCUAACGAUACUUCCUUUAACUACACCUUUAACAACACCUUCUUCAACUUCCUGGAGGGUGGAAAAUGCCAGAGCGGUUAUGGACAGACACAGGAGCUAGAGGCACACUGUCCCGACUGCUGUAUGUUGUGCCCUCCUGGGACAUACAGCGAGGCCACAGUUGACAACUGUGUUCUUUGUUCGAUUGGGAGCUUCAGUGUUCACUAUGGAUCAACCGCUUGUAUUCCAUGCAAGCACAACCUGCUUACUUCAGAGCCUGGUGCCAGCAGAGCCGAAGACUGCUUGAGUUUAAGAGUCACUCCAUCACAUCGGAUUUCCAUGCUGGUGGUAGCCUUUUCCUUACCACCACUUUUGUGCUUCUGCUUCAUUGUGCUUUUUUGCUAUUGCUUCCGUCGUUACUGGCAGAAAAAAAGUAUUUCCGCUGCAACCAAAGAGAUGGAACAGGAAGAAGACCUCCCAGCCUCGGGGGAAGAGGAGGCCCUUUUAGACACCCAAGAACAAGAACGUAGCAGUCCCAUGCUAUCUGCUGAACUAGAGUAUGUUGAUAAGGCAGCAGCCAUGUUUUCACCUUAUGGCGACAAACCAGCUGUGCCUCAGUCCCCUGAAGCAGCCCCAUAUUCACCUCCUGGCGGCAAAGCAGACAUAGUAUCCCCUUCUGGAAAUGAAGCAGGCACGGUAUCACCUGGCAUCCAGGCAGCUGUAGCAUCACCUCCUGUAUAUGAAGCAGCUGUAGUAUCACCACCUGCAAAUGAAGCAGCCCUAUAUGCACCUGCUCGUGAUGAGGCUGCUGUGGUUUCACCUUCUGCUAGAAGCAGUGCCCUUAUGACACCUAAAGUAGAAGAAUCUCCUAUGAUUGUGUCUCCUAGUCCAGAGCCUCUUGCUAUGAAAGAAGAAGUUGUAACUCCACCUCCUAGUGGGGACGAAGAGCCUCAACAGGUUAAAAUCUCAACCCCUCUUGAAAGAGAAGAAUCUGUUCAUAUGGGAAACAUUGAGUUCCCACCAUCUUCACCUGUCUCUAUAGAGAGUGCAUGAACCCCAGUAAAUUGUUGUCUACCAAGCAGGCCUGCUCCAGUGUUCUUAUAGUCUGCUCGUAUUCUAAUUAGCUGAGGCCAUCUCCAUUUCUGAGUUCAAAUGCUAAGCCCUGGAUGAUCCUCUUCUGCUACACAUUCUUUAUUGUAAAUAGAGUUUAAACAUCAUUUACCAGGAUAGGAUACAUUAGUCCCCCAUAGCAUCAUUUUGUUACACAAUACAAAUAAACUACAUAAAAGUGUAAA